Papaver somniferum (opium poppy) is the source of this 915-nucleotide messenger RNA. RefSeq names its product G-type lectin S-receptor-like serine/threonine-protein kinase At2g19130. The record is from RefSeq and is a predicted model, not a curated record. The annotation marks the transcript as partial. Gene Ontology annotation, biological process: recognition of pollen. The transcript has a single exon. NCBI's taxonomy places the organism in Eukaryota, Viridiplantae, Streptophyta, Magnoliopsida, Ranunculales, Papaveraceae.
GAAUCACUAUAUAGGUAUUUGGUACAAGUUCUCAGUUCAGACUGUUGUUGGGUUGCGAACAGAGAUGCACCUAUUACUGAUCCAUCUUCUUCAAUGUUAACACUUUUAGAUGGGAACUUAGUUUUACUUAAUAAUUUAAGUAGAACACCAGUUUGGUCUACUAGUUUAGCUUCAAAUACUCUGAAUACAACUGAAGUAGUUCUCGGUGAUGACGGAAAUCUUGUUUUAAGAGAUGAGUCUGAUCCAUCGGUUGUCAUUUGGCAGAGUUUUGAUUAUCCAACUGAUACCUUGUUACCUGGUGGAAAAAUUGGGUUCAGUAAAAUAACCAACCAAAGUCAGAAACUUACUUCAUGGAGAAGUCGAGAAGAUCCAUCCUCGGGCGUUUACAACCAAGAACUAGGACCCAAUAGAGAACUUCAGCUCGUUAUAUAUUGGAACAAGUCCGAAGAAUUCUGGAAAACUGGGGAGUGGAAUGAAACUUCAAAAACUUUCGUUUCACUUCCUGAGAUGAGACUAAAUUUUGAAUUCAAUUUUAGUGUUGUUUCAAAUGUUAACGGGAGUUACUAUACUUAUUCACUUUAUAACAAAUCUACUAUUCAUAGAUUUGUUAUGGAUAUUUCUGGCCAAAUCAAGUCAUUUAAAUGGUCAGAAAGCAAGCGUUUGUGGGAUGUCUUGUAUGUUCAACCCAGACGGUUGUGUGAGGUUUAUAGUGCUUGUGGACCUUUUGGCAACUGUAACCCGGAUACUUGGAAGUGUGAGUGUUUGCCGGGUUCCGUCCCACGUUUUCUUACAGAUUGGAAUCUCCGGGAUUCAACUGGCGGGUGUGUCAGGAGAACUCCUUUGCAGUGUGAAAGUAAAGAUGGUUUUUUAACAAUCCCGACCUCUAAAUUGCCUGAUAAACCCCGAAUUUCACCU